CUGUAUAGACAGGGAAGCACAUCACAUGUUUAUAAUACGCUCAUAACCAAUGGAUCAGCUGACGGAGAUGUGUUCAGCAGGGAAUACACGGACAUACACAUGCAUAUUCAACAAGAGAGUGUUUCAUUUCUAACAGGGAAGUACAGACGCAGAAAAUUACAAUAUCAGUUUUUUGUGAAUAUAUUUUAAAUUCAAGAUCUCAGUCUCCCCUUGGCAUCUCUAACAGCAGCAUCCGCAUUGAGGACAUCAAACCGCCCCCACUUAAUAGGACUAUGAUGUCGGAAGAACUCGGGGAACUGGCUCGCUUUCAUGCUGUUCUCAUUGCCCUGAGCAUCGUGAUCAUCCUCCUCGGCAUCACAGGAAACAUCACCAUCCUCUACAUCUACACCUUCAAGAUCAGGCUACCCGUGUUCGGUUUCUUCGUGAGGGCGUUGGCUACUGUUGACCUAGUCAACACCCUAUACACCAUACCAUCAUUUGUUACUUUCAAAACAUUGCCUUCGGUCACUGAUCUUCAAAAUGGCUUGUGCAAGUUUUUCGGUUUCACCAACCACUUCAGUAUGCUGACGACAGGAAUAAUGUAUAUCGCGAUUGCAGUCCAACGAUUCCAGAAGAUCUGUCGACCACAUGGUACCCAAAUGACGGCUAGCACGGCUAGAAGAGUUGUCGCAUUGUGCAUGACGUUGUCCUUAAUUGUCAGCGCCCCAAUAAUAUUCUUAGUGAAGCUGUCCCCAAUGACCAUGGAUUCAAUGACAGUCCGUAUGUGUAGUUUCAAGAAUGAAACAUUUUCGUUUCAUGGGCAAUAUAAUCUGCCCCUGUAUCUGUCGGUAUGGGUGUUCCUUGAGUUUCUGGUCAUCACGCUGGCACUUGUAGUGAUGUACUGCAGAAUAUCGAAAGUGCUGAGAGGAUAUACCAACCUAUCCAUUACGUGUGGUGAGAAUCUCCUAAAGCCGACGACAGCGUUUUCCAUUUUGACGGUGGUCUUUUUCUGCACUGGAAUCCCGGUAACGGUCCUAUGCUUGUAUCGCAGUCUGACGGACGAAAACAGUGACACGGAGAAGUGGGAGUUACAUUUGACAGAUCUAGUUGUAUGUUUGCCCUUUAUUAACUGUGUGGUCAACCCGUUCGUGUACAGCUGGUCGUCGGGGCGGUUCAGAGCUGAGGUUAAAGCUACUCUGUGUGGACCAACGACCUGUCCGACAGAAUAAGGAUAAGGUAUGACCCUAAUUUAGCUUACACUUCUGAAGCUCCAGUGGAAUGUUCAACUUGAUUCUCACCGGGUGCACAACACGUGGAUGUGGACGUUCAGUUUGCAACGGUUCGAGAAGAUAUGUCAUACUAAGGCCCACAACGCGGUGUGAAUAGGGUUCAG
Haliotis rubra (blacklip abalone) is the source of this 1372-nucleotide messenger RNA. RefSeq names its product C3a anaphylatoxin chemotactic receptor-like. Bases 273 to 1208 code for a protein of 311 amino acids. Lineage: Eukaryota; Metazoa; Mollusca; Gastropoda; Lepetellida; Haliotidae. Gene Ontology annotation, molecular function: neuropeptide receptor activity. The record is from RefSeq and is a predicted model, not a curated record. The transcript is spliced from 2 exons. Gene Ontology annotation, biological process: neuropeptide signaling pathway. Gene Ontology annotation, cellular component: membrane.